AUGCCCAAUCGACGCACAGGCACGACACGGCCCCAAACGUCGUGCCGUUCCCCAGACGUUCAGCUCCACGGCACCGCGAUUGGAUCAUGUUUGCUGCCGCCUGACUGCCCGGGUCUCGAGCAGGGCCUGCUUCCUUGCCGCGGUGAGUCCUCCCAGUUCAGGCGCGCAUGCCUUGCCAGCCUGGUCAUGGACCAUGCCCGUGGCCACUGUGCGUCGCGACCGGGCAGGUCGGCCAUGAAACACGCUGCCCUCGCCGCUGCGUCUGCGAUGGCAUGGCUGCGAGGGUCUGGUUGGAUCUCGUUGCUCCGGACCUCUGAGCCGCCGCUUCAGGCCGUUGAGGGCCCCAUGGCACCAUUCUGGCGCGCUCCGAGCUCAGACGACGUCCGUUGUCCAACCCUGAGGCCGGGGCAGGCAUCUUUCCAACUUGGGUCGGCAUCAUGUCGGAACUGGUUACAUUCACUGGGCACAUGCUCCUUGGGCGUUUGUCUUGCGGCUGCGCUGGUAUUAAAGAACCGGUGCUGGGCCCACGCGGUGUGGCCGCCGCAACUCCAUUCAUGUGGUUGA
This is a messenger RNA of Purpureocillium lilacinum, 564 nucleotides long. Lineage: Eukaryota; Fungi; Ascomycota; Sordariomycetes; Hypocreales; Ophiocordycipitaceae. The record is from RefSeq and is a predicted model, not a curated record.